Sciurus carolinensis (gray squirrel) is the source of this 6706-nucleotide messenger RNA. RefSeq names its product transmembrane protein 131 (gene Tmem131). Gene Ontology annotation, cellular component: membrane. Lineage: Eukaryota; Metazoa; Chordata; Mammalia; Rodentia; Sciuridae. The transcript is spliced from 41 exons. Bases 384 to 6002 code for a protein of 1872 amino acids. The record is from RefSeq and is a predicted model, not a curated record.
UGGGACCGACGGACUCCGGGGCGGAAAGGCAGGCCCAGGUGUCGGCACGUCGGGGGCGGUGCCCAGAGCCGAGCCCCGCCCCUCGCAGGCCAGCGCCCAGGGCCCGCGGUCCUUGCCCGUUUCCAGUAUGGCCGCCCGCUGUGCCUGACCCGCGGCCUCUCCGUUCCGGCUCCUCGUAGGCGAUGCCGAGGCCGAGGCCGUGACUGACACUCUCGCUUACACGCACGCACGGACCCAGACCCACGCCCGAGCCCGAGCCCUGGGCCCGGAACCGCUCUCGCACCCGGCACCGCGGCCAGAUCCCGGACCACGGCUCCCGCGCCGCCGCGUCGCCGAGAAGGGCCGCGCCGGAGCUCGAGCGCGGCGGCCCCCGGCCGGCAGCGAUGGGGAAGCGGGCGGGAGGAGGAGCAGGAGCCGCCGCCGCCGCCUCCGCGUCCGCCGGGGCCGGGCUGGAGCCCGCGGCCGGCCGCGGCGGGGGUCCGCGGAGCGCGGCCGCGGGCCUCCUGGGAGCGCUGCACCUGGUGAUGACCCUCGUGGUGGCCGCGGCGCGGGCCGAGAAGGAAGCCUUCAUCCAGACCGAGAGCGUCAUAGAGGUGCUGCGCUUUGACGACGGAGGGCUGCUGCAGACUGAGACAACACUUGGACUCAGUUCAUAUCAACAGAAAAGUUUAUCCCUGUACCGCGGUAAUUGCAGGCCCAUCAGAUUUGAGCCACCAAUGCUGGACUUCCACGAACAGCCAGUUGGAAUGCCAAAAAUGGAGAAAGUCUACUUACAUAAUCCUAGUUCUGAAGAAACCAUUACUUUAGUAUCAAUAUCUGCUACAACAUCACAUUUUCAUGCAUCAUUUUUUCAAAAUAGGAAAAUUCUUCCAGGAGGAAAUACAUCAUUUGAUGUAGUUUUUCUUGCAAGAGUAGUAGGAAAUGUAGAAAAUACUUUAUUUAUUAAUACAUCUAAUCAUGGGGUAUUUACUUACCAGGUAUUUGGUGUUGGAGUUCCAAAUCCGUAUCGGUUGAGGCCAUUCCUCGGAGCCAGAGUGCCCGUGAAUAGCAGUUUCUCACCUAUAAUAAACAUACACAACCCUCACAGCGAGCCUUUGCAGGUUGUAGAGAUGUACUCGAGUGGAGGAGACCUUCACCUGGAACUUCCAACGGGGCAACAGGGAGGUACCAGAAAACUGUGGGAAAUCCCUCCUUAUGAAACCAAAGGAGUGAUGAGAGCCAGUUUUUCAUCCAGAGAAGCAGAUAAUCACACAGCCUUCAUCAGAAUAAAGACCAAUGCCUCUGACAGCUCAGAGUUCAUCAUCCUUCCUGUGGAGGUCGAAGUCACAACAGCUCCUGGAAUUUAUUCCUCAACCGAAAUGUUAGAUUUUGGUACACUACGAACACAAGAUCUACCAAAAGUUUUAAAUCUUCAUUUAUUAAAUUCAGGAACAAAAGAUGUACCAAUAACAAGUGUUCGACCUACACCACAAAAUGAUGCUAUAACAGUACACUUUAAACCAAUUACAUUAAAAGCUUCUGAAAGUAAAUACACGAAGGUCGCAAGCAUUAGUUUUGAUGCUUCAAGGGCAAAAAAACCUUCUCAAUUUUCUGGGAAAAUAACUGUUAAAGCAAAGGAAAAGAGUUAUUCUAAACUUGAAAUACCAUACCAAGCAGAAGUUUUAGAUGGCUACUUGGGAUUUGAUCACGCUGCGACAUUAUUUCACAUCCGAGACAGUCCUGCUGACCCCGUCGAGAGGCCGGUUUACCUUACCAACACUUUCAGUUUUGCCAUCCUCAUACACGAUGUGCUGCUGCCAGAAGAAGCCAAAGCAAUGUUUGAAGUCCACAACUUCAGCAAGCCGGUCUUGAUCCUUCCUAACGAGUCAGGAUACAUCUUCACCCUGCUUUUUCUGCCGUCCACAUCAUCCCUGCACAUAGAUAACAACAUUUUACUUAUCACCAAUGCUUCUAAAUUUCAUUUACCUGUGCGGGUUUACACAGGCUUUCUAGAUUACUUUGUAUUGCCCCCCAAAAUAGAGGAACGUUUCAUAGAUUUUGGAGUUCUGAGUGCUACAGAAGCAAGUAAUAUUUUAUUUGCAAUUAUAAACAGCAAUCCAAUUGAGCUUGCUAUAAAAAGUUGGCAUAUCAUAGGAGAUGGUUUGUCCAUAGAACUUGUAGCUACAGAAAGAGGCAAUAGAACUACAAUAAUUUCAAACCUUCCAGAGUUGGAAAAAUCCUCUUUAUCUGACCAGUCAUCAGUAAUGUUAGCUUCAGGCUAUUUUGCAGUCUUCAGAGUCAAACUUACUGCAAAAAAACUGGAAGGGAUUCACGAUGGAGCCAUACAGAUCACAACAGACUAUGAGAUCCUCACCAUUCCUGUGAAGGCUGUGAUCGCCGUGGGCUCGCUGACCUGCUUCCCGAAGCAUAUGGUUCUUCCUCCUUCCUUCCCAGGGAAAAUAGUUCAUCAAAGUUUAAAUAUUAUGAAUUCCUUCUCACAGAAGGUAAAGAUACAACAAAUACAAUCUUUGUCAGAAGAUGUGCGAUUUUACUACAGACGAUUGCGGGGUAACAGGGAAGACCUGGAGCCGGGGAAGAAGUCAAAGAUUGCAAACGUUUACUUUGACCCUGGACUGCAGUGUGGGGAUCAUUGCUAUGUCGGCUUGCCUUUCCUAUCCAAAUCUGAACCCAAGGUGCAGCCUGGAGUGGCCAUGCAGGAGGACGUGUGGGAUUCGGACUGGGAUUCCCACCAGAGCCUGUUCAAAGCCUGGAUGGCAGUAAAGGAGAGUUCAGGCCACAGAUUGAGUGCUAUAUUUGAAGUAAAUACAGACCUUCAAAAAAAUAUAAUAUCAAAAAUCACUGCCGAGCUUUCCUGGCCUUCCAUACUUAGCUCCCCCCGGCACUUGAAAUUCCCGCUCACCAACACAAACUGCUCUUCAGAAGAAGAGAUUACCUUAGAAAAUCCUGCAGAUGUUCCUGUCUAUGUUCAGGUUAUUCCUCUGGCUUUAUAUUCCAACCCUUCAGUCUUUGUAGAUAAGUUAGUCUCAAGGUUUAACUUGAGUAAGGUGGCAAAGUUAGAUUUGAGAACACUAGAAUUUCAAGUCUACAGAAACACUGCUCAUCCACUGCAAAGUUCAACAGGAUUUACAGAGGGCCUGUCUCGACAUUUAAUUUUAAACCUCAUUUUGAAACCUGGAGAAAAGAAAUCUGUCAAAGUAAAGUUUACUCCAAUUCACAACAGAACAGUUUCUUCACUAAUCAUAGUGAGAAAUAACCUGACUGUGAUGGAUGCUAUAAUGGUCCAGGGACAAGGAACAACUGAGAACUUGAGGGUGGCAGGCAAGCUUCCAGGCCCAGGAAGCUCCUUACGCUUCAAAAUCACAGAAGCAUUGCUAAAAGAUUGUACAGACAGUUUAAAACUAAGAGAACCAAAUUUCACAUUGAAAAGAACAUUUAAAGUAGAGAAUACAGGUCAACUUCAAAUCCAUGUAGAAACCAUUGAAAUCAGUGGAUACUCAUGUGAGGGAUAUGGCUUUAAAGUUGUUAAUUGUCAAGAGUUUUCACUAAGUGCCAAUGCCUCCAAGGACAUAAUCAUAUUGUUUACUCCUGAUUUCACGGCUUCUAGAGUGAUUCGUGAGCUGAAGUUUGUAACAACCAGUGGCUCUGAAUUUGCAUUCGUAUUAAAUGCAUCCCUUCCGUACCACAUGCUAGCCACCUGUGCAGAGGCCCUCCCCAGGCCCAACUGGGAGCUGGCUCUGUACAUCAUCAUCUCAGGAAUAAUGAGUGCACUGUUUCUCUUGGUAAUUGGAACAGCCUAUUUGGAAGCUCAAGGAAUUUGGGAGCCAUUUCGAAGGCGACUAUCCUUUGAGGCCUCGAACCCGCCAUUUGAUGUGGGAAGGCCAUUUGACCUCAGGAGAAUUGUUGGUAUUUCAUCUGAAGGAAACUUGAAUACCCUCAGCUGUGACCCCAGUCAUGGUAGGGGCUUCUGUGGAGCAGGCGGCUCAUCAUCCCGGCCUGGUGCGGGGAAUCACAAGCAGUGUGGCCCAUCAGUCCACCCACACAGCAGCCACAGCAGUCGAAACUCAGCUGACAUGGAAAACGUCAGAGCCAAAAGCAGUUCAGGUACCUCGAGCCGGACUUCCGCACAAGCCGCCUCCUCGCAGCCAGCAAGUAAAACGAGCCCCUUAGUCUUUGAGGCACAUGCAGCGCCCCAGGGCCAUGCAGCGGGCAGAAGGUCCAGAGGGGCAAAGCAGAACCAGCACAGCGGCCAGCAGCACAGCCACAGCCCGCUAGAGCAGCAUGCUCAGCCGCCACCACCGCCACCAGUGCCUCAGCACCAGGAGCCUCAGCCCGAGAGGCCACCUCCCGCCCACCCCGACCGUGCCAGCAGCACCCGGCACAGCUCAGAGGACUCGGACAUCACGAGUCUCAUAGAAGCCAUGGACAAAGACUUCGAGCACCAUGACUCCCCACCCCUAGAAGUGUUUACAGAGCAGCCGCCAUCGCCAUUGUCAAAGAGCAAAGGGAAAGGCAGAGCCCUUCAGCGCAAGGUCAGAGCACCUCGAAAGCAGGAGGAGAAGGAGGAGAAGGGCAAGGGAAGGCCCCCGGAGGACGAGCUGAAGGGCUCCCUGGCCGACGACGACAGCUCCUCCACCACCACCGAGACCUCCAACCCCGACACGGAGCCGCUCAAGGAGGACACAGAAAAACAAAAGGGAAAACAAGCCAUGCCUGAGAAACACGAAAGUGAAACGUCUCAAGUGAAGCAGAAAAGCAAGAAGCUCCUCAGCACUAAGAAGGAGACCCCAACAGAUGUGAAGCCCAGUUCUCUGGAGUCACCGUUUACUCCCACCUUGGAAAGUAAGCCACGUAGAAAUCUCCCAGCCAAGAUCCCUCUUCCAGCCGCUUUGACGAGUGGACCCAAGUCUCGGAAUCCCCAGAAAACAAAAGGUACAAAUAAGUUGGUGGACAGCAGACCACCUGCCCUAGCAAAAUUCCUCCCGAACAGUCCAGAACCAGGCAACACCAGUAGCUCAGAGGGCGAGAAAGACUCGCCGCCACCGGAGUGGGACGCGGUGCCCGUCCACAAGCCCGGCAGCUCAACCGACAGUCUUUAUAAACUUUCUCUGCAAACCCUCAACGCAGACAUUUUCUUAAAACAACGCCAGACCUCGCCGACCCCCGCCUCUCCGUCUCCCCCCGCCGCCCCCUGCCCGUUCACGUCCCGGGGCAGCUACAGCAGCAUCGUCAACAGCGGCAGUGACCCGAAAACAAAGCAGCCAAACGGAAGCAAAAGCAAACUGACAAAGGCAGCCUCGCUCCCGGGCAAGAACGGCAACCCCACCUUCGCUGCGGUCACGGCGGGUUACGACAAGAGCCCUGGUGGGAACGGCUUCACUAAAGUGUCGGCGGGCAAGACGGACUUUUCCAGCAGCCUCGGCGUUUCGCACAUCCCAGUCGACAGCGACGGCUCAGACAGCUCGGGUCUGUGGAGCCCCGUCAGCAACCCAAGCAGCCCCGACUUCACCCCCCUCAAUUCCUUCUCGGCCUUUGGGAAUUCUUUUAACCUAACCGGCGAAGUUUUCAGCAAACUCGGGUUGUCCCGGUCCUGCAAUCAGGCCUCCCAGAGGAGCUGGAACGAGUUCAGCAGUGGCCCCUCGUACCUUUGGGACUCUCCAGCGACAGAUCCAAGCCCCUCCUGGCCAGCCAGCUCCAGCUCCCCCACCCACACGGCCACCUCCAUCCUCGGCAACACCAGCGGCUUGUGGUCCACCACCCCCUUCAGCAGCUCCAUCUGGUCCAGCAGCCUCAACAGCGCCCUCCCCUUCAGCACCCCAGCCAGCACGCUGUCCAGCAUCGGCCUCAUGGGCACCGAGACCUCCCCCGGGGCACACGCCCCUGCCGCCUCCAGCCCGGCUGAUGACUUGGGACAGACGUACAACCCCUGGCGGAUAUGGAGUCCCACCAUCGGAAGAAGAAGCUCUGACCCCUGGUCUAACUCGCACUUCCCUCAUGAGAAUUGAAAUUAGGCAAAAACAAAAAGAAACCACGCGGGCGCCUGGCCUCGAUCCUGAUGGGCCUCAGCCCCCGCCCCUGCAGGCAGACCCGCAGGGCAGGCUCCACACGCGCUUCUCUCCGGUCUUUCUCGCAAUUAUGAUACUAUGAGAUUUGCUGUUGUGCUUUUAGAGCAGUCUGGACGCAGCCACAGACUAAGACCUGUCCAUCCAAAACCUCGCUGUCCCGUCUCCCCGCCCUCCUCCCGUGCUCCCUUCAUCUGUCUGAACACAGAUUUGGCAUUACAGCUAAGGGAGUGAUUUGAGUUAAUUCAGAAGUCCUGGCAUGUGACAAUUUUACUAAAUUACCAAGUUUGGUUAAUAAUUUCUCAAUAUUAUGCGCCAAGAUCUAAUUUUAAAAUGUAUGAGGACUUUGUGCUGAAAAUACAGAGUAUUUUUUUAAAAGUAAGGCUGUGUUGGUAAAAGCAGAUUACAGAGAUGUAAGACAACUUAAGAACAGUGGAUGAACAUAAGACCACUCGGUUGAGACCAUAUGCAUUUUCCGUGCUGUUUGUACUUGAGGUAUGUAACAUUUGUAUACCUGGAUUUAUUUUAAAGAUAAACUGAAAUGCACAUAGCCAAGUCUUGAAGUACAAGAUUGAAUGUGUAUUUCUUAAAAAUACAACUUUGUGUUGUACUUUGAAAUAAAUGAUGCUUUUUUCAAAAGCCUUGAA